UUCUUCUCUUCGAAGAAAUUGUUUGCCAGAAUUCACCUACUGUUCUUAACCAAUCGCCACUGGCACAACCGACACAAGCUCCUACUAUUUCUGGACAGCUUUGAAUUUAGCUACCGACACAAUACGAGUUAAACUUUUAGGUACAAUAACUCGGACCAAUAUUUUUUACCGACAAUGAGGUAAGAAAUCAAAUAGUGCCAGUUCACUUCGCGUUUUCAAUCACAUCGUUUGUGGUUUUAUUCUUUCUAAAAUGGAAACCUUGGUAUGGAUUGCUUUGGUGCUUCUCAUAAUAAUAUUUUUAAUUUAUCGUUGGAGCAUCGCCUGCUACGAUUAUUUCGAAAAGCGAAACAUUCUGUACGUUAAACCUUACCCAUUUUUCGGAGGACUAUGGCCGGUUUUCUGCAGAAAGCUUCAUCCAACGGACGCCACCAUCAUGGGGUACAACAUGUUUCCGGAGCGUCGCUGUUCCGGGCUAUUCACAUUCCGCAAUCCGGCCUACCUUAUUCACGAUCCCACGUUGGCAAAGCAGAUAAUGGUAAAGGAUUUCGAUCACUUCACCGAUCAUAUGAACACGAUUUCGGCCGAUGUUGAUCCGAUUCUAGGGCGGGCUUUGUUCUUCAUGGGUGGUUCACGGUGGCGCCACGGAAGAGCUGGCCUGAGUCCGGCAUUCACGGGUAGCAAGAUGAGAAACAUGUUUGUGCUGCUUUCGAAGCACGUGGACGAAGCAAUGCGACGCUUGGUGGAAGAUGCUGGUGAAGGAGCUUUGGAAGUGGAGAUACGCGAACUUUUCCAAAAACUUGGUAACGAUAUAACGACAUCGAUUUCGUUUGGGGUGGAAGUAGACUCGGUUCAUAAUCCAGGAAACACAUUCCUCGAGAUGGGAAAACUUUUGAUUGCUACAAGUGCAUUUCAAGGAUUCAAGUACCUUCUCUCCUUAGUUGUUCCGGAAAGCGUUUUCAAGUUUUUUGGGGUACGAUUCUUCCCAAAGGAAGCAGCUGACUUCUACUUGGACAUCGUUACGGAAACCAUAAGUCACCGUGAGAAGAACAAAAUUGUUAGACCGGAUUUCAUUCAAUUGUUCGUACAAGCCCGCAAAAACGAGCUCAAGAAAGAUAACACGGAUGAUAAUUUCAAAAGUGCUGGGUUCACAACCGUUGAUGAGUACAUUGAGUCAUCCACGGAAAAUGGACAAUACACUGAUCUGGACAUCGCAGCAGUCGCUUUAUCAUUUUUCUUUGGAGGAAUCGAGACAACGACUACUGCGAUAUGUUUUGCGGUCUAUGAAAUUGUUCUGAAUGCAACGAUAAAAGAGAAACUUCAAACCGAAAUCGAUUCCGUCAAAGAAGGUCUUGAGGGAAGACCAUUGUCUUAUGAAAUUCUCCAACAAAUGAAAUACCUUGACAUGGUCGUAUCGGAGGCCUUACGUCGCUGGCCACCCGUAGGAGUCACCAACCGAGCUUGCGUCAAAACUUAUGCGUUCGAAGAAAAUGAUGGGACAACGGUUACGAUAGAGGAAGGACAAGUGGUUCACAUUCCAGUACAAUCAUUUCACCGGGAUUCGAAUUAUUUCCCCGAUCCUUUACGUUUCGAUCCGGAACGAUUCUCGGAUGAAAAUAAGCAUGUAAUCAAUCAGGACGCUUUUCUUCCUUUCGGUAGUGGACCCCGGAACUGCGUCGGAUCUAGACUGGCGCUGAUGCAAGCCAAAUGCAUACUGUACUAUUUUUUUGCACACUUUUCGAUGGACUUUUCCAACAAAACGGACCUACCGAUCAAACUCAAGACUAUGUCUCUCUCCUACGAAGCGCAGAAUGGUUUGUGGUUUCGUUUGACGCCGAACAUGGAAAAGUCGUGAAGUAUAAGAAAUAACCUUUGCAUAAUUGUUUUAUGUGUUGAUCAUUACCUCAUAUGAAAAAUAAUCGAAUAAAGAUGUGACUCA
Messenger RNA from Aedes aegypti (yellow fever mosquito), 1936 nucleotides. RefSeq names its product cytochrome P450 9b2. Gene Ontology annotation, molecular function: iron ion binding; monooxygenase activity; oxidoreductase activity, acting on paired donors, with incorporation or reduction of molecular oxygen. The record is from RefSeq and is a predicted model, not a curated record. Lineage: Eukaryota; Metazoa; Arthropoda; Insecta; Diptera; Culicidae.